CUCAUCGUUAUACUUGAAACACACCAUCACCUUUCUCUUGAUCUCUCCUUCGUUACUAUUACAACCUCUUCCUCUUUUAUUAGAUCGCAAUACUUCACUACAGCCUAAACAUGGCACAGAGUAGUCCAACCACCUCUCGCCACGUGGCGGUAAUUGGAGCUGGAGCCGCCGGGCUCGUGGCUGCUCGUGAGCUACGUCGUGAAGGCCACUCAGUGGUCGUGUUAGAGCGAGGGAGCAAGAUCGGAGGCGUUUGGGCUUACACAUCUCAAGUGGAGCCUGACCCGCUAAGCCUCGACCCAACCCGACCGGUAGUCCACUCGAGCCUCUACAAAUCCCUACGCACCAACAUCCCCCGAGAGUGCAUGGGUUUCACCGACUUCCCUUUUGCGACCCGACCACACGACGGGUCAAGGGACCCGAGAAGACAUCCGAGUCACAGUGAGGUUCUUGCUUACCUGCGAGACUUUGCUAAGGAAUUUGAUAUAGAGGAGAUGAUAAGGUUCGAGACGGAGGUUGUUAGGGCGGAACAGGCGGCGGACGAGGAGAAUAGCGGGAAGUGGAGGGUUAAGUCUAGAAGCUCCGAUGGUGUUGCCGAAGAGAUAUACGACGCCGUCGUGGUUUGUAACGGACACUAUACAGAGCCACGUCAUGCACAUAUCGCUGGUAAAAAAACAAACAACUCGUGUCCUGAUAGGUUAUUAUUACAUCGUCCCUUUUAAUAGUAAACUAGAUUC
This is a messenger RNA of Raphanus sativus (radish), 734 nucleotides long. Its product is annotated as flavin-containing monooxygenase FMO GS-OX-like 2. The transcript has a single exon. The record is from RefSeq and is a predicted model, not a curated record. NCBI's taxonomy places the organism in Eukaryota, Viridiplantae, Streptophyta, Magnoliopsida, Brassicales, Brassicaceae. The coding region runs from base 111 to 719 and encodes 202 amino acids. Gene Ontology annotation, molecular function: flavin adenine dinucleotide binding; N,N-dimethylaniline monooxygenase activity; NADP binding.